This is a messenger RNA of Syngnathus typhle (broad-nosed pipefish), 1619 nucleotides long. RefSeq names its product MARVEL domain containing 1 (gene marveld1). Bases 276 to 773 code for a protein of 165 amino acids. The transcript has a single exon. Gene Ontology annotation, biological process: myelination. Gene Ontology annotation, cellular component: membrane. The record is from RefSeq and is a predicted model, not a curated record. Gene Ontology annotation, molecular function: structural constituent of myelin sheath. NCBI's taxonomy places the organism in Eukaryota, Metazoa, Chordata, Actinopteri, Syngnathiformes, Syngnathidae.
CCAGCCCACCCCAACAACACAGACGCUGUAUUGAGCGGGGGAAACGGAAAAGACGAAACACACAAGAAGACGGCUUUUCAUUUUGAGUUCCUUUUUUUUUUCUCCGCUCUUUUUCUGGUACAGGAACUCCUCCGUUCGUUGGCCUCCGAUUUUUGCAGACACUUUUUGUCCAAAGUUGCCAGCUGUUUGCAGCUGGCACAACGCACCCGCCCUGCGCUCGGAGGAGGAGGAGGAAGAGGGGAUCGCAAGCAAGAGAACGAGGCACAAGAGAAGCGAUGGCACCCCAGCAACCGCAGCCGCAGGUGAGGCAGCACAUGGUCAAGUUCCUUCGGAGCUUCCCGGGGGUCACCCGCCUCCUUCAGAUCGUCUUCGGCGCAGGCCUUUGGGUCACCAUCGCCGCCAACAAGUACGAGGGCUCCAUCCACUUCGUGCUCUUUGUGGCGGUGCUCUUCUGGCUCCUGUGCUUGGGCCUCUUCUUCGUCACGCUGCUGGACAAGCAGGACGCCGUGCCCGUGGUGGGCGGCCCGCGCUGGCUGUGCAGCAACUUGGCGCUCGACGUGGCCGCCGUGGCGCUCUACCUGCCCGCAGUGGGGGUCAUGGUGUACAAGACGGAUCGCAAUUCUUACUGCAACCUGGCGCAGUACAAGCAUUUGUGUCUAUACAAGGUCUACCUGACGGCCGCCGUAUUCGCCUGCCUGUGCUGCCUGGCCUUCCUGCUCUCGGUGGUCUACGGGGCCUGCAGGAAGAGCCGAGGGGAGCAGACGGUCAUCUGAGGCUAGCAACUUUUACCUUUUUGUAUUUUUUUUUUUUUUUUAACCACAGCAAGAUGAGGAAGAGUUAACUUCACUGUAUUUUUUUUUUUUUUUUUUUUUUUUAAUCCAUUACAUGCAAACAGUAUUUAAAGCAAGGGGUGGGGAAACCUACGGUCGGUGGGCCAGACUGGGCCCCCCUAAGAAUGUUUCUGAAUCUUUUAUUGAGGACAUAGAGUUUGAAUUACAAAUUAAAUUCCUGCUCACAGUUAUAAAGAUAAAAUACAGGUAGAAUACUUGACAGUUUGACACUAGUAUUUAAUUCCAUCAGAAAGAAAAAUUGUUAAAGAAUGUAUGAAUGUCAUUAACUUGGCAGAUUUUUACCAAAUUUAAACAACCUGAUAUAUCAGCUAACUAAUCAGUCAUGCUUAGUAAUUCCUCCAUGUACUGCAGUUGCGCCUCGGAAAGGGCACGGCCGAGUGAGUGACAUCAGCAGCUGGAGUCGGGUUGACUGGUUUGUGAGUCGUGGGUUGUUACUGACCAGUCCCAAAAGUGGUGUGAUGACACCAUGCUCCAUUUGUGACCUCAAUGCUGUAAACUGGGUACCCCCUUGUACUUUUUUGUCUGUUACGUCACAGUAGGUACAGCUACAGAGUUUAUUAUAUUCAUUAUCUUUUAUGUUUACACAUUUUUUUUUCCAUAAUGCCGCCUUGCCAACACACGUUACAGUGUACAAUUUUUUUUUUUCCUCAGUGCCUCCUGUCAUGAUGCUGUAUACUCAAACCCGGAACAUAUGGAUGUGUAUUUAACAAAAGUGUUCUUAUUGUCAAGCCAAAGAUUCAAAAGUAAGAAUAAAGAGCGGUAACAAUA